AUGGACAGUUCAUGCACCAAGAAAACGGUUACUGCUUCAGGGGUAUCGGAGACCCCAGAGCCGGCGGUUGGGGGACGGUGCUCGCCCCAGGUGUCGUCAUCACCCGUUAGCACCAAAAGUGUAGAAGUGCUGAGGCAGGCUUCUACCGCCAGCAACGGAGCUAGUAGAGUUACUGCCGGAGGGAGUGCGAAACAGGCUCUCUCCAGUGGCCGGAAAGCCACUGAAGAUACUGUAGGAUCAACUGGAGCUGGAUCGAUGAGCAUCCCCGACGGUUGGAAAAACCUUAGGGGCUGUUUGAAGGCGCAGGACGGAGACCUUAAACUCCUGACAGCCAAAGCGAGGGACCUCGAGCUGUGGUCUGUUAAAGUGAGAAGCAUCGAAGCCAAGGCGGCUAUAGAAGGGGUGCUUCUUGCUGUAGCAGCAAUAGGUUCAGUCCGUGAAGCGGUAGCAAAGGCUGCCAACGCCAUGACAAAGGCGGUCAACGAUGGCGGUCAGUCCCGGAGUGGUGGUGCGGCAGCAGGCAUGACGGGCGUAUGUGCCUCUACGCAGACCAUUGCGAUUGGGACCAACCCGGUCAAAAGGGUCUGUGCGGGGACGCAGACGACAGACCAGGCGCAGCAGAAGCCACAACAGCGUCAGCGCCAGCGGCAACAGCAGCAGCAACAACCACAGCAGAAGCCGCUGCAGCAGCAGCGGCAGCAACAGCAGCAGACCGCAGCCGUCACCAUUGACCGCCCGGCCGAGGGGGGUUCGCUGGCGGCAGUCAUGAAAAGGGUGUCUGGUUCCGUGAGCUUGGCAAGUCUCGGGGUCAAAGUGGUGACUACGAGGCGCACCAAAGCCGGCGGAAUCCUCCUCGAAGUGGAAGGCGAGGAAAAAGCCAGAAUCCUGGAGAGGAGGAUCCGAGAGGUGGUAGGAGAGGCCGCCAGAGUAAGAAGGCCCGAGCGGAAGACUCCCGUCCUCCUUCUGGAUGUCCCUGAAUGGGUAGAAGUGGAGGACGUGGUCGGAGGGCUCGGCGCGGCCGGAGUAGUCGUCGCGGCUCCUGACGCUGACCGAAUUUCCAUCAGGAAAAACGGUGGCAGCCGCGGCGACCGCGUCGCGAGGGUAGAUUUACCUUUCCGCGACGCCAUCGCUCUGGCCGAGGCAAAGGUGGUGGUGGUCGGCUGGACCCGUUGCAGGGUAAAGCUUCUUGAAAAGAAGCAAACCACCUGCUUCCGGUGCCAGCAAAAGGGCCACCUCGCCGCCGAGUGCCGCAACGCGGCAAAGCCUCGGGCCUGCUACAGGUGUGGAGCCACCAGCCACCUCUCGCGGGGCUGCUCGGAAGGCAGAAGAGGAAGCGGCGGCCCAUCUUCGGUCGUUGGAGGAAGUUUUAGCGGUGGUACAACAGUAGCGGUGGAGGAGGGGCCUGCCGAGAUGCAGCCAGUGGCGGAGGAGUCGUCGCAACAGUUGGCCGGGCGGCCGGCGGGCCGUUCCGCCUCCGCGUCGUCGUCGUCGGGGCCGCAGCCGUGA
This is a messenger RNA of Rhopalosiphum maidis (corn leaf aphid), 1506 nucleotides long. RefSeq lists its product as uncharacterized. The coding region runs from base 1 to 1506 and encodes 501 amino acids. Gene Ontology annotation, biological process: positive regulation of cytoplasmic translation. The record is from RefSeq and is a predicted model, not a curated record. Gene Ontology annotation, molecular function: zinc ion binding; single-stranded RNA binding; mRNA binding. The transcript is spliced from 2 exons. Gene Ontology annotation, cellular component: cytoplasm. Lineage: Eukaryota; Metazoa; Arthropoda; Insecta; Hemiptera; Aphididae.